UUAUCCUUAUCCUUCGUCUAUUGUAAAAACAAUAUUAGAAAUGCUUGAAGGUUUAGAUUGGAAUAGAUCUGCCGAUCUUCCAGAAGAGUACACGUGCAAAGAAUUAGAUAGUAUUAAAUGGAGCGUUAAUCAUUGGAAAAAAACGGGGAAAACUGCUAUUAAAGUGUCAGAAUUGAUAUAUGUUGAUAAUGAAUCUGGUAAAAAAUUAUGUGAAUGGAAAGAACUUGAUGAAUUUAAAUAUUUUCCGCCUAGAGAAAUUUUUGUUUUUGCAUGUAAAUGUAUUGAAAAUGGAGAUUUAAUUAUGAUCACAAAACAAGGAAUUAGAAUUUUUACAAUUAUUCAACCUUCAAAGAAAAUUAAAAUGAGAUACUUUUGGGAUAAUGAUCGUUGGAGAGAAAUUUGGAAAUCUUCAAAGAAACUUGAAAAACCUUUUGAUUUUGAUCAAGUAAAAGUUGAAUUGUCUCGAAGACGUAAUAAACUUCCUCCUCUAGAUAUUACUAGAUUAAUUGAAUUAUAUGAAACCUUUUAUGUAGAAAAUAAUUAUAGAAUUUGGCCUUUUAAAGAUUUAUUAAGAAAUUACUUACAAGAUACUACAACACUCGCAAAAUAUGGAAAAAAAAUUUUAUAUAAGGCGAUUGAUGCGAAAAAAGGGAAUAUUGUAGAACUUAUUUGUAAUAUGUGUUUAAACUUUCUUGAAAAAGAUUCGGAUAAUUUUUAUUUACUAAGAAUUAUCGUUAAAUGUUUACCUAAAUUACAACAAAAUUAUCCUGACAUUGUAGCAGAAUUUAUGGCAAAAUCCUCAAUGAUAUUGGAUCAUCAAUGUUUUAUUGUUACUAAUUCUGAGUAUACUCUUAUUCAUGGUUAUUCGAGG
This is a messenger RNA of Rhizophagus irregularis DAOM 181602=DAOM 197198, 871 nucleotides long. Lineage: Eukaryota; Fungi; Glomeromycota; Glomeromycetes; Glomerales; Glomeraceae. The record is from RefSeq and is a predicted model, not a curated record.